AUGCUCAACUUCAUUCCCAUCAUCGCAGGCCUCGCCUCCCUGGUCUCAGCUACCAGCGCCCCAACCCGCCCCGAUCUCAAACUCAUCUGGAAAGACGAGUUCACCGGGUGUCAAGGCUGCUCACCCAAGACGAACAACUGGAACACUGCUCUCAACAUCAACUCCAACAACGAACUCCAGGUGUACUCCACCUCCAACAAGAACAUCCAACUUUCCGGCGGUGACACCCUCCAGCUCGUUCCCUGGAAGGACGGGAAGGGCGAAUGGACCUCUGGACGUCUUGAGUCCAAGAAGGCUUUCCACGCAGACAAGAACAAAGCUCUUCGUGUAGAGGCUAGUAUUCGCAUGGGUGAUUCAGCUCGUAAGCAGGGUAUCUGGCCUGCGUUUUGGAUGCUUGGCGAUGCACUCCGCCACGGAACUGGAUGGCCCCUUUGUGGCGAGAUCGACAUCUUCGAGAGAGUUAAUGGUGACUUGACUGGUUUCGGUACUGUUCACUGUGGUCAUGAGGGCGGCGGUCCCUGCAAUGAGCCCGAGGGUCUCGGACAGCGAGUCACUAUUCCAGACAACGAAUUCCAUGCUUGGUCUGUGGUUAUCGACCGUCGUGCUAGCAGCUGGCAGGAUGAAAAGAUCACCUGGCUGCUUGACGGACAGCCCUUCCACAGCAUCACGGGCAAGACACUAAAUGAUGAGGGAACUUGGGCUACUCUGGCUCAUUCUCCCAUGUACAUUCUCCUCAACGUCGCUGUUGGCGGAACCUGGCCUGGCAACCCUAACAAGGCCACCGAAGCCGGCUACAAGAACAUGAUGGAAGUCGCCUACGUCGCCGUCUACGAAACCACAAACUAG
Molecule: messenger RNA, 846 nt
Organism: Fusarium proliferatum ET1
Lineage: Eukaryota; Fungi; Ascomycota; Sordariomycetes; Hypocreales; Nectriaceae
Exons: 2
Coding region: 1-846 (281 amino acids)
Biological process (GO): carbohydrate metabolic process
Molecular function (GO): hydrolase activity, hydrolyzing O-glycosyl compounds
Source: RefSeq, a predicted model, not a curated record